Molecule: messenger RNA, 1185 nt
Organism: Corylus avellana
Lineage: Eukaryota; Viridiplantae; Streptophyta; Magnoliopsida; Fagales; Betulaceae
Source: RefSeq, a predicted model, not a curated record
AUGCAUGAUAUCCUUCUCACAUUGACACCCUUAGUUCUUAGUUCUUCCGAGUUCCUCUCCCUUUCCCGACCUUCACAGCCGUGCGCCGCCCAAGGAAUCAUAAAGGGAGCAAGUUUGUCUUUUUCGCCGCCGUCUAUGGCUAUUCAUCCUCCUCCUCAGCCAAUAGAGGGACUCCAUGACGCAGGCCCUCCACCCUUCCUUACCAAAACCUAUGACUUCGUCGACGACCCCACAACAAACAAUAUUGUUUCUUGGAGUACAGGGAGCAACAGCUUCAUCGUUUGGGAUCCCCAGAUCUUUGCAACGAGUCUUCUCCCCAGAUACUUUAAGCAUAACAAUUUCUCUAGCUUUGUCAGGCAGCUCAACACUUAUGGCUUUAGGAAGGUUGAUCCAGAGAGGUGGGAGUUUGCCAAUGAAGGGUUUCUUAGAGGAAGGAAGCAGCUUCUGAAGAACAUCAGAAGGAAGGCGACUCAACCUCAGGCUUCACAGCAGCCUCUGGACGCUUGUGUUGAGGUUGGUCGGUUUGGAUUAGACGGAGAAGUUGAUUGGUUGAGGCGUGACAAGCAGGUUCUAAUGGCAGAACUGGUGAAGCUUAGACAGGAACAGCAGAAUACUAGAACUUACCUUCAAUCAGUGGAAGAUAGACUUAGAAAGACAGAACGGAAACAGCAUCAGAUGACGAAUUUCUUGGCAAGAGCAAUGCAGAAUCCCAACUUUUUACAGCAAUUAGUUCAGCAGAAGAACAGAAGAAAAGAACUCGAGGCAGCAAUAAGUAAGAAGAGAAGGCGACCUAUUGAUCAAGGUGGAGGAGGAACCUUUGUUGUUAAAGUUGAGCCUCAGGAUUCCAGUGGCAUGUCCGAGUUUGAAGUUUCAGAGCUGAACAGAUCACUUGGUAUUAACAUGCAAAAGAACCCAUUGGGAGAACAUAUAGAGAAUGGAGAUCAGGAACAUGAUGAAGGAUUCUGGGAAAAUUUGUUAAAUGAGAAUAUCGAAAAGAACCCAUUGGGAGAACAUAUAGAGAAUGGAGAUCAGGAACAUGAUGAAGGAUUCUGGGAAAAUUUGUUAAAUGAGAAUAUUGAAGAAGAAAUUGUCCUAUUGGGUCUUGAACAAGAAGAUGAUGAUGAGGAAGAUCAUGUGGAUGUUGUGGCUGAGCAGCUCGAUCACUUGGCCUCUACUUCUAAUUAA